Messenger RNA from Trichoderma virens Gv29-8, 1065 nucleotides. RefSeq lists its product as uncharacterized. The coding region runs from base 1 to 1065 and encodes 354 amino acids. Gene Ontology annotation, molecular function: hydrolase activity. The record is from RefSeq and is a predicted model, not a curated record. Lineage: Eukaryota; Fungi; Ascomycota; Sordariomycetes; Hypocreales; Hypocreaceae. The transcript is spliced from 3 exons.
AUGGAUGAACUACCAUGGACCGUUGAACAAAUCCUCGCUACUGGCAUCAUGGACUCGGAGUUCGAAACCGCUUGGAAAGCCAAUGGCUCGCCGCCAGGACAUAUUCCUAGCGAUAUUCCCACAUUCCAGAAAACCGUUCAGGCAACCCUACCCAGUGCUCAGCGAAUGCUCGCAGCGAGCCGACCGACGAACAUUGUUGAGAGAGAAUACAAUAUACCAGUCGACGACACCUUUUCAUCUCGCACAAUCGUCUGCCAGUCCGCUUUGUCUAAUACCAUUCCAUCCCCUAUUGUGAUUCUUAUUCAUGGCGGCGGCCACUGCGUUGGAUAUCCGGAGAUGGAGCUUACCACCGCUCGGGAAUUGGUAUUGGCACAUAACGCCACUUGCAUUUUGCCGUCCUACCGCCUUGCACCAGAUUAUCCUUUCCCUACCGACGUUAACGAUAUAUUCGCAGUGGUGCAGUAUAUCGCAUGCAAGGCAGCUGAGAAAGACAGAGUCAUUCUACCUGCAAAUGCCGACCCGAAGAAGGGUUUCAUUAUUGGGGGGCUUUCAGCAGGGGCAGCCAUCAGCAAUAAGGUGGCACAACUUGCUCGGGAUCUAGAGCCUCCACUUACUGGGCAGUUUCUAGCGUGUGGGAUUUAUAUCGACCCUGGUAGUGUUCCCGAUCAGUACAAGGAACUCUAUCUCUCCAUGGAACAAAACAAGUAUGCCCCAAUCUUUGACACAGCAUCUCUGAAACAAUACAUGAACGCGUACAAUGGGGACAAGUCAUCGCCACUCAGCAAUCCAUUUUCUAUCAGCCAACAAUCUCACCCCAACGUCGGUGUAACUGGACAUAAAUUCCUGCCGCCUGUCUAUUUCCAAGUCGCCGGGAUGGAUCCUGCUCGGGACGACAGUCUUAUUUACGAGCGUAUUCUGAGGGAAGAGUGCGGAGUACCUACAAGAAUAGAUACAUAUUGCGGUGUUCCUCAUGGAUUUUGGACAAUGUAUCCAGAUCUAGCAGCUACCCGAAGACGAAUGCGAGACACUGUAGAUGGCAUCGAUAUAACUCUCCAAAAGUAUUAA